Messenger RNA from Radiomyces spectabilis, 651 nucleotides. RefSeq names its product 60S ribosomal protein L1-B. The record is from RefSeq and is a predicted model, not a curated record. Bases 1 to 651 code for a protein of 216 amino acids. Gene Ontology annotation, cellular component: large ribosomal subunit. Lineage: Eukaryota; Fungi; Mucoromycota; Mucoromycetes; Mucorales; Radiomycetaceae. The transcript is spliced from 2 exons. Gene Ontology annotation, molecular function: structural constituent of ribosome; RNA binding. Gene Ontology annotation, biological process: translation.
AUGAGCAAAGUUAGCGGUUCUGCCGUCAGAGAAGUGAUCAAGCAGAUCAUGGCCGAUUCUGAGGCCAAGAAGCGUAACUUCACCGAAACCAUCGAACUUCAGAUUGGUUUGAAGAACUACGAUCCCCAGCGUGAUAAGCGUUUCUCGGGUACCAUCAAGCUUCCCAACAUUGCUCGUCCCAACAUGUCUGUGUGCAUUUUGGGUGAUGCUUUCCACUGUGACCAGGCCAAGGCCAUUGGUAUGGAAUUCCAGUCCGUCGAUGACUUGAAGAAGCUCAACAAGAACAAGAAGUUGAUCAAGAAGCUUGCCAAGAAGUAUGAUGCUUUCCUUGCUUCGGAAGCUCUUAUCAAGCAGAUUCCUCGUCUCUUGGGUCCCGGUCUUCACAAGGUCGGCAAGUUCCCUACCCCUGUGUCUCACAACGACGACUUGACCGCCAAGGCCAACGACAUCCGUGCCACCAUCAAGUUCCAGUUGAAGAAGGUCCUCUGUUUGGGUGUGGCCGUUGGUCACAUUGCCAUGUCCGAAGACGAACUUGUUGCCAACAUCAUGUUGUCUAUCAACUUCUUGGUCUCCUUGCUCAAGAAGCACUGGCAGAACGUCAAGUCGCUGUACCUCAAGUCCACCAUGGGCAAGCCUCACCGUUUGUUCUAA